AUGGAAGCAUUAAGGCAGCUCGUAUAUAAUGGUCAGGCCAGUGUUCGAAGACCAGCUCGGCCUACUUACCAAAAGCCUUAUCCUGCUUACAUUGGUGAUUUACCCUUCCCAAGGGGCUUUAAAGUCCCAAGUUUCAGCCUGUUCAAUGGGGAAGACUUAUACGCAUUAGCAUUGGAACAUAUAGGGUGGUUCUCAGCCCAAUGCGUAUCCAUAGAAACCCAACCCCUCUUGAAGUUGAGAUUAUUUGGUAGCUUUUUAUCAGGUCAGGCUUUUACCUGGUACUCCAAUCUCAGCCCGAACUCCAUCCUCGGAUGGGCAAAGAUGGAAGGAGCCUUUAUGGAAUAA
This is a messenger RNA of Prunus armeniaca (apricot), 345 nucleotides long. The record is from the annotation of a GenBank genome assembly. Lineage: Eukaryota; Viridiplantae; Streptophyta; Magnoliopsida; Rosales; Rosaceae.